AUGGAGACAAAUUAUUGCGUUGCUCUCGGGCAUUUAAGUAAGCUGCUGGCCGGGAUAAUCAGAGUUGAUCGGGCUUUAGAUUCUCCAAACGCAGCACAAGGAGAUUUGAUUUCCAUUUCCAGAUCUCUCCUUUUCUGCUCCGAGUCAGGAAGACGAAGAUGGCUGAGUCGCCAAAUUCUGACCGAUUUUGAGUAA
Molecule: messenger RNA, 195 nt
Organism: Dovyalis caffra
Lineage: Eukaryota; Viridiplantae; Streptophyta; Magnoliopsida; Malpighiales; Salicaceae
Source: the annotation of a GenBank genome assembly